AUGAAUCGGAAUAAUUAUUCAAAAGGCUCUCCAAAUUGGAGACCGAAGCAAUCCAUCAACAACACUUAUAACCUCACGGAAAAGCCAAGUUAUACGUCGCGCGCCGGAAAAAUGGUUGAAGUGUUGUUUGGGCGCCAGUACCACAGAGAAAGUUUAACUCUGUUGUGUACGUACUUCGUGGCAAAUAAAAGGAAUUAUAGAUGUCCAAAUAAUAGGUUCAAAUCAUUUGUUGAAAAUGAAACAUUUAAUAGUAACUUCCAUCCAAAUAAACCUAAAUUAUGUACUACAGCUAUUGAAAAUGAACCAACUAAUAAAACACAAUUAUACGAUAAAAAUUCAGAACAAAUUACUGCAGUUCUUGAGAAUCUAGGUUUUGUGUGUAAUGAUGAUAAAUUUUAUGAAGUUUAUCCGUCCAAGAUACGGUCUCAUAAUGUUAAUAAACAGUUUAAUACCGGAUAUGAUUCAAAAACUUAUACGUCGCCAAAACCAAAUAAUUCAAUAGGUAGUUCUGAUGGAUACAAUCAAAAAGGAAGAUAUCAAAAGCCAAUACCCUCUCAAAUAUUCUUGGAUAAGAAUCGCUACAAUGAAAGAAUUGAAAAUUAUAAUUAUCAAAAUUAUCAAAACUAUCAAAACUUAAUAAAUCAAAAAUACACUAACUCAAAUUGUACUAAAAAACCUGAACAGAUUCCUAUUAAAUAUUGGUUAAUGAGACAUAUGUUAUUUACAAAUUUUGAUCACGGUAUUCAUUUGGACGCUGAAAGCUUUUACUCAGUGUGUCCAGAAGUAUUAAGUCGUCAUAUAGCAAAACGUUGUAAAAAUAAAAUAGUGUUAGAUCCUUUUUGCGGAGCAGGCGGAAAUAUAAUCCAACUAGCAAUGACAUGCAAAAAAGUUAUAGCAGUUGAUAUUGAUCCUAUAAAAAUACAAUUAGCGCGUCAUAAUGCUGAGAUAUAUGGUGUUGCUGAUAAAAUUGAAUUUAUAGUUGGUGACUUGUUUUUGAUUUACCCAAAGUUGAAAGCCGAUGUUGUAUUCAUGUCACCACCAUGGGGAGGUCCAGAAUAUUCUAUUAAUAAAAGCUAUACUAUUGAAUCUAUGUGCCCUGGUGAUUUUGGAGGAGGUUUUAAUAUUUUCGAAAUUGUUAAGACUAUAGCGCCUAAUAUAGCAUUUCAUAUGCCGAAAACUACUAAUAUAUUUGAAUGUAUGCGGUUGGGAAGCGGUUUUGGAAAAGUUGAAAUUCAGCAGAAUAUUAUUAAUGGAAAGCUGAAUUCACUAACAGCAUUCUAUGGAAACUUCCACUGGAGUAACUGA
Molecule: messenger RNA, 1305 nt
Organism: Melanaphis sacchari
Lineage: Eukaryota; Metazoa; Arthropoda; Insecta; Hemiptera; Aphididae
Exons: 8
Coding region: 1-1305 (434 amino acids)
Biological process (GO): 7-methylguanosine cap hypermethylation; 7-methylguanosine RNA capping
Cellular component (GO): nucleus
Molecular function (GO): RNA cap trimethylguanosine synthase activity
Source: RefSeq, a predicted model, not a curated record